AUGGGUAAAGCUACACUUUUGUUGACACAAGUCAAUGAGGACAACGCUAUAACAAACUCGACAUCAUUAAAUUUUCAAGGAUCCAAAAUAUUGCUAACGAAUCAAGGGAAUAGAAUAACAUAUUAUAUUUUUGUCGAUAAUAAACUACUUAAGAAAACGAGCUCUCAAUUGGAAAAUAACAUCCUAUCAUGGGCAAACUUUAGUAGUAACUCCGAACAUUAUUUAGUGCUACUAGAUAGCUGUUAUAACUUGUAUGCGAUGCGUCUAAAGUCGUUCAAUGUAUUAGAUGAUAUUGAUAUCACAAUCAAGAAAAUAGCUCAAUUUUCCACUAAAAAUCAACAACACGCAAUAAAUCUUGAAAGACCAAUUAUUGUAUCUGGAAACGAGUAUAUCUUAUGUUACUUCUUUCAAGCUAAUGCUCAAAUAAUAUCAACGACGGAAGUUGUCACCACAUUCGAAAACUCACAACAUCUGCUAAAAAUCCAUUCCUGCCCUAUCGGAAACAUUGACAUUGAACAAAUAAUUUCAUUGAAUAAUCACAAGGAUAAAAGCCCAAAUCCCAGAUUUGCAAUUUUGUAUAAGGAUAUAUCUUCAGCUUAUUCAAUCCGAGUUAAUGAAUAUAAUGCCCGAGACAAGAAAAUUGAAGUCAUGAGACAAUUUGCAAUAUUUGAUGAAAAUCCGUCACUACUAUUUUCCUGUCAACAGGGUGGCAUAUUUGCUGUAACAAGCUCCAGCUUAUUUUACUUUCCUUCUGAGGAAUUUAAAUACAUAUCAAUGUCUAAAUUGAUCAAAAAUGUUGUAAUUCUGACGAAAUCAAAAACCAAUCAUGUCAUAUUAACAGUCAAUAAACCCAGCAGGGGCAAAAGUGUUUUAAUUUAUAAAUCAUUUGAACAUAUUGAUGAGAGAAGAACUUUAUUAGUUACGUCAAAUGGAGAGUGUUUUAUGCUUUUUAUAGAUAUUGAAGUGACGUCACAGAACUCCAUGGUAAUAAAUCAGAUCAAUAUGAUUGAUCUCGGAUCCUUGACCAUACCUUUGGCUGGUGGAUUGCACCACAUUGAAACCAAUAAAUUUGUACAGUUCUCAAAAUUGUCGAAGUCUGUACUUUUUGAAAUUUUACCCAACAAGCCGAAUAUUAAUGUCCUCGAUUAUAUUGAAUCCAGUCCACCUGUCUUGGACCUCAAAAUUGGUGCCACCGGUGAUGAAAUUUAUACCUGUCAAGGAGGUUGGGAGGGUAGUGAAUUGCGAAAAUAUGGCAACCCUUUGUGCCCUUACGAAGUGUUAGUAUCAUUCCAAAAUGAUGUGUUGUUCCCAUUGAAGAUAGGCAAAAUAGAUGACAAGCUUGUCUAUGUUGAUUUAAGAGAGAAGGAAACUGGACUGAAAACAAUGAUUAUAGAUGAAAAUUUGAAGGUAAUCAAUGAAGAAAAUGCAACAAUAGAUGAUCAUAUAUUGGAUAUGCUUCGUACUAAAAAACUUAAUUUGAUUAUAACUAAAGAAUAUUUUAAAAUGAAUGACGAAACUAUUUUGAGUAUGCCCAUACAACAUGGAAAAAUUGUCAUUAAUCAAAAUUUUGCAAUAAUAAUUUCCAACAAUAAAAUCUACUUGUUCGACUAUCUUAAAAAAACUACUAGAAUUGUUGAAUUUGAGCCAGAAGCUGGAGAAAUUAUUAGUUUUGAUGCCGUUCAAUUUGAGAACUAUUACUGGGUUGUUUGUUGCUUUUUCUCGGGACAAUUUCAGGUGCGGCAAGUAGAUGAAAAACUUUGUGAGUCGGUAUAUUCACUGUCUCGAACUGAGGACAGUUCGUCUGCUAUAUGCUCCUGCUCCAUCAACAUAGAUCAAGUAGUUGAUGAGAAAGAAAUAACUAGCUAUGAAAUUUAUGUGUUUUUACUUUCCUUAAAUGGUUCAUUCCUACGACUACAAUUGUCAAUGCAGAAUAAUUCAUCAAAAUUAGUCACCCAAAAUUCACUAAAACUCAAAGGCAAUGGACCUUUUUCGUUAAAAAGACGCAAAAGAAACAUGAUCAUUCACAAUCGGGAUAUGAUUUAUAUACCUAAAAUUUCAAAGCACACUGAUGCUAUUGGUAUUACUGAAAUUUUGAAACAAGGAGUUUUUGAUAUUGAGUUCUCAGAGGGUAAAGAUGAUGAAGUCCUUGUGUUCUAUGAAUCUGGAUUAAUUGAAAAGUGGAGAAUAGAAUUUGGAGAGAUAACAAAAGUUUUAAAGCCUCAAUCCAUUUGUGCAUCCACAUUAUUUGUCAAAUGCUUGCCUAUUGAUGGGGACGAUUAUAUGAUUGCAGUAUCUUACGAUCAAUACAACCCAAAUGCGGAUUUUCUGAGUGAACUUUUUUUAAUUGAAGUGAAGUCGUUCAAAGUGGUCGAUAGGUUCAAAAUAUUUGAUAAUGCCGUAAUUUUGGACUUAUGUGAGCUCACUGGUUUUGCUAGUGUGGAAAAUGAUUCUAAAAAAUUUGUCUGCUUGACGUCUUCAAACAUCAAUCAGUUGUACAUAUUUGAAAUUCAUGAUCAACGUAUUAAAUUAAUUAACAAAGAGGAUUUACCAGGUGCAUAUAAAAAUGCUGAUGUCAAAUUUCUGAAUAUAAGCCAAAUUCCUUCUAGAGAAGAUUAUCUUGAUUAUGACGAGGGGAAGAAUUUCUUACUUUCUGGAGCACAGAUUUUGUUAAUUAGACUAGUAUUAUCUGAUUAUAAGUAUGUAUUUAACAUAGAAGUUAAAGAAGAUGUUUUUGGACACGUCCCGUCUUUCAUAGUUGAUCAAAUUUGUGUCUCAUCGAAGAAUGCUUAUUUCGUUGAUGCUUUGAAUGGAAUUUAUCAAGACAGCAUUUUACCGGAAUCGGACUCUAUAGAUGGUGCAAUUGCAAAUGCCAAAGAAACUGACAGUGCUAUAAAUCAAUUUUUUACUUCAAUUGCAGCUCCACAAUUCACAAACAAAAGUAUCGGUACAUUGAUUGCUGGGGAUUCACUUGGCAAUAUUUGCUUAUAUACAAAACCAGACAAAUCUUCUAAGUUUGAGUUAUAUACUAGAUUCAACGUCGAUUCUGAACAAAUAAAUGCUAUUGCACAAGUGGCUCGUGAAUACGAAUUUGGACUUCAUUAUGUUACAAUCGGAAGUAUAUCUGGCGGAGUUUAUGAACUAUUUACCAUUGAAUCUGAGGAAAUGAUAAAUGUUUUGAAUGAAUGCGAAAAUGAGUUGAAGCUAUAUCAAGAAGAGAAACAAUUCUUAAACACAGAUUACAAACAAAUUAAUUCAAAAAACAUUCUAAAACUUGAUAGCAUCAAAAGCUCUGGAGUAUUUGAUGGACGAAUCAUUCAAUCUUGGUUAUCAAGUUUAGAUUCAGAUCCCAAAUUGAGUAAGUUUGAAGUUUUAUUGAAAAAUAAAAGAAAAUUGCAACAACUUAUAUACAAGGAUAGAUGA
Lodderomyces pseudojiufengensis is the source of this 3420-nucleotide messenger RNA. RefSeq lists its product as uncharacterized. Lineage: Eukaryota; Fungi; Ascomycota; Pichiomycetes; Serinales; Debaryomycetaceae. The record is from RefSeq and is a predicted model, not a curated record. Bases 1 to 3420 code for a protein of 1139 amino acids. Gene Ontology annotation, molecular function: protein binding. The transcript has a single exon.